This is a messenger RNA of Acomys russatus (golden spiny mouse), 681 nucleotides long. It is a transcript of the gene Prl, whose product is annotated as prolactin. Gene Ontology annotation, cellular component: extracellular region. The record is from RefSeq and is a predicted model, not a curated record. Gene Ontology annotation, molecular function: hormone activity; prolactin receptor binding. The transcript is spliced from 5 exons. Gene Ontology annotation, biological process: positive regulation of receptor signaling pathway via JAK-STAT; mammary gland development; positive regulation of cell population proliferation. Bases 1 to 681 code for a protein of 226 amino acids. NCBI's taxonomy places the organism in Eukaryota, Metazoa, Chordata, Mammalia, Rodentia, Muridae.
AUGAACAGCCAGGGUUCAUCACAGAAAGCAGGGACACUCCUACUGGUGAUGAUGUCAAGCCUGCUGUUCUGCCAAAAUGUACACCCCCUGCCUAUAUGUCAUAGUGGGUAUUGCGAGAUGUCCCUCUGGGAGCUGUUUGACCGCGUUACAAUGCUCUCCCACUACAUCCACAGCCUGUCAACAGAAAUGUUCAUUGAAUUUGAUAAACUGUAUUCGCAUGACCAUGAGUUUAUUGCCACGGCCAUCAGUGACUGCCCUACUUCUUCCCUGGCUACCCCUGAAGACAAGGAACAAGCUCAGCAGAUCCCUCCCGAAGUUCUUCUGAACCUGGUCCUCAGUUUGGUACACUACUGGAAUGACCCUCUGUAUCAACUAGUGACUGAAGUAGGUAGUAUCCAUGAAGCCCCUGACGCUAUCAUAUCAAGAGCCAAAGAGAUUGAAAUACAAAACAAGCGUCUUCUAGAGGGAAUUGAGAAGAUACUUGGCCAGGCCUAUCCUGAAGCCAAAGGAAAUGAGAUCUACUCCGUUUGGUCCCAACUUCCAUCCCUGCAAGGAGUUGAUAAAGAAUCCAGAGACAAGGCCAUUUAUAACAAGAUUCGCUGUCUGCGCAGGGAUUCCCACAAGAUUGACAAUUUCCUUAAGUUCCUGAGGUGCCGAGUUGUCUAUAACAACACCUGCUGA